Molecule: messenger RNA, 1520 nt
Organism: Panicum virgatum (switchgrass)
Lineage: Eukaryota; Viridiplantae; Streptophyta; Magnoliopsida; Poales; Poaceae
Product: protein ENHANCED DISEASE RESISTANCE 2-like
Exons: 3
Coding region: 143-1117 (324 amino acids)
Source: RefSeq, a predicted model, not a curated record
CCCAUUACCAGCCCAUCUGCAUCAUCCCCACUGUUUUAUAGGGAGCUCCUCCGAAAGCGAGCUCCUCCAUUCGCGGCUUCGCGCAAAGCCCACCCCACAAAAUCUCUCUCCCCAAACUGCCCCUCGCCGGCGCCCGGCGGCGAUGUGCCCGACCGAGCCCGAUCGCGCCAAUAAGGCCGCCGCCGGCUCCGGCGACCGGAGCUGGCGGGAGGAGGCCGCGGCUGCCGGCUCGCUGCGCCAGGUCGACCUCGACCGCGGCACCAACGGCUGGGCCUCGCCGCCGGGGGACCUCUUCCACCUGCGCGCGCGGGGCUACUUCUCCGGCGGCGGCGGCAAGCGCGGCAAGGCGCCGUCCGCCGCGGAGUGGCUGCUCCGCCCCGCCGGCGUCGACUGGCUCCGCUCCCACGCGCGGCUCGACCACGUGCUCGCCCGCGACGACAACCCCGUCGCCGCCGCCUUCCGACGCGCGCGCCUCAGGAAGGACCCCACCGCGCACUUCCUCCUCGCCGUUAAUCUCCAGGUGCCGGGCCGGCCGGACGCGUACAGCGCGGUGUUCUACUUCGCGGCGGAGGCGCCCAUCCCGCCGGACUCGCUGCUCGGCCGCUUCGUCCACGGCGACGACGCCUACCGCAACGCGCGCUUCAAGAUCGCCAACCGCAUCGUCAAGGGCCCCUGGAUCGUCCGCGCCACCGUCGGCAACUACGCCGCGUGCCUCCUCGGCCGCGCGCUCACCUGCCGCUACCACAAGGGCGACGACUACCUCGAGAUCGACGUCGACAUCGGCAGCUCGGCCAUCGCCAGCGCCAUCCUGCACCUCGCGCUUGGCGCCGUCACGGCGGUUACCAUUGACAUGGGGUUCCUCGUCGAGUCCCAGUCCGAGGAGGAGCUGCCUGAGAGGCUAUUCGGUGCCGUGCGCAUCGCGCAGAUGGAGAUGAGCGCGGCAAAGUACGUUGAGCUGCCACCCGAUGAGGCGAUGCCUGAGACGGCCGGCAGGGCUGGGGCGGGGUUCAGGGUCAGCUCGGCCAAGGUAGUCAAUCAUAGCCGCCAACAAGAACACGCCGGCGGCAAGGCCGGCAGGUCGAUGAGUCUCCCAGAGCGAGAGAGGGGAGGAAAAUAGGCGCAAAGGAUGCUGGUGCGGUGCCGAAAUCAUCCAUCAGCUGGAGGAAGAUGGGCUAGAGCCGGAGGAGGACGAGUGCCGGGCAGAGGGUAACACAACUACACGAGGCAUAAAACGGGAGGAAAAUUAAAGCUGGUGCCACGACCACGAAUAUGGAUGGAUGGAUCCCUUCAUAAAGUCGAUUCGAGUUCAUUUGGUUGUGAUGAGAAACCUAAGCCAAGCCCUGAUGGAUGAUGCUGAGAAAUCAAAGUUAGUACUAGUAUAAAUAUUAAUCCUCUGUGCGUUUCCUAAUAUAACAUAAUCAUGGCGCCCGGCUUUGUUCUUGGGCCGCUGCCAGCCACAUCUCUGGUCUCUCUGCUGUCUGUCUGUCUCUGCUUGGUGUUGGUGGAAAUAUCUGGCCUGA